AUGUAUCAUUUUAAAAAUAACAGUAUUAUUUUAAAUUCAUUAAAGAAGUUUAUUAGAACAGGUAAAUAUAAAGACCACAUUGUUAAUUAUAAAGAGAUAUUAUUUGAAAAGAAAAAAAAACUUGAAUUAAAGAAUGAAGAAAAAAAUGAAGAGGAUAUAAAUAUUUUAAAAUUAAUGCAUAUUGAGGAUUUAAAAAUUUGUAAACCUAAAAAUAAAAGUUUGAAUAAAAAGAAAAUUAUUGAUAAAGAGGAAGAAAAGAAAGAGUGUAGGAGGCGUCCUAUGAUUGAUAGAAAGGAAGAUAUAAAAAAUGAAGAAAGUAAGGAACAUAUAAAUAUAAAUGAAUCAACAAUAAAUAAGGAAAAAGAGAAUUAUAUAAAUGAAGGUACAAAAUAUUGUUAUAAUUUUAAUAAAAUAAAUUCACAUAGUACAAAAUAUUGUAAUAAUUAUAUAAAUAGAACUUAUAAGAAUUCCAAAAAGAAUAUUAUUUAUUUAUCUAAUUUUACUAUUACUAAUAGUUUUAUUAAUAAAAAGUAUUAUAUAAUUAAAAAAGAGAAACCAAAAAAAAAAAAAAAAAAAAAUUCUGAUGUAGAGGAAGAUGAAUUAAUGUUAUAUGAGAAAAGAUCACUUGAACUUUUGAAUAAAAUAAAAUUGAAGAAUGAAGACAAAGAGGAAGAAAGUAAAAAUUUAAAUGAUAUACCCCCAAAUGGAUUGUUUAAUAAUAUUGAUAAUGGGAAGCAUAAUGAUAAAAAGCUUGAUACAUUGAGUUCAUUGAAUACAUUGAAUUUUGAAAAUAAAGAUAAAAUUAUUAAAAAGAUAUACAAAUCAUCAAUUAAUCAUGUAAGGGAUGAAAAUUUAUGGAAAAAAUAUAUACAGAAUGUUUUUAUUAUAUCUUCAUAUUUGGAUUGUGCUGAUAUUGUAAUAUUAUUUUGGUGUUUUAGUAAAAUAGGAUAUAGAGAUAAUAGAUUAUUAAAUUUAUUAUGUUCAAUUGUUUUAAAAAAGAUAAAUGAAUUAAGUCCAUGUGCUAUUGCUUUAUUAUUAAAUAGUUUUAAAAAAUUAGAAAUAAAAAAAUAUGAUACCAUAGAAUUAUUAACAAAUCAAUUUUGUUUUCAUUUACCUAAUAGUACAUAUCAAGAUAUAGCUUUAGUUUCAAAUUCAUUAUCUUUUUUUUAUAUAUAUCAUAAAAAUUAUUGGAAAAAAUGUAUAUUAAAAUUACAAAAUAAUUCGUAUAUUACAUAUCCAUUACAUUUAUGUUUAAUUAUAUCAGCAUUUGCUAGACUUGAUAUAAGAGAAGGAAAUAUUUUAUUGUCAUUUAGUAAAAUUACAAAACGGCUAGCUCCUGACAUGUCACCUAAUAAUUUAGCUUUAGUUAUUCAUUCUUUUGCAAAAUUAAAAUUUGUUCAUCCCAAAUUUUUUAAUUAUCUUUUUCAGCAUGUUCAUGUGUAUUUGGAUAGGCAGCUGGGGUUAACAUACAAGGUUGAACAACAAAUAAAUCAAAAUAAUUAUAAUGUCAAAAAAAACAACAACAUCAACAAUAAUAAUAUUAAUAAUAAUAUUAAUAAUAGUAAUAAUAAUAAUCAGGAUGUAUUAUGUGAUGAAAAAAAUAAUAUUGUUAAUAUACCUUGCCAUAAUAAAACAAACAAUAUAAUUAUUAAUAAUAAAAAUGUUGAACACAUGAAGGAACUUAAUAAUUUGGAUGAAUCAUUAUCCAAAAUUAAAAAUAGGGAAGAAAAUAAAUAUUCAAAAAAUAUUAUGAUCAAUAAUGUCAAUAGUGAAGAAGAAAAUUUUAAAAUAUUAGAUAAUAAAAAAUGUAAUUUUAAUAAGGAAGAAACAAUCAAAAGUAGAUCCAUUGUUGAACAUAAUAAUGAGAAUGAAAUUUAUAAGAGUAAUCAUAUGAAUGAUAAUAUAAAGACAAAUAAUAGUUAUAUCAAUAAAUCGUCAAAACAUUAUGAUAAUAAAAAAAACAUGUUCGAUUUGCAAUCACUUGUUUUACUAUUAUAUUGUAGUACUUGUUUAAUUACUUGCACAGAACAGAUGACAUUAAAAUUAAUUUAUUUGAUAAUGCCACAUAAAGAUUAUUUAGGUGAUCAUAAAAUAGAUAAACUCAAAUAUGUAAGUGAUUAUAUACAAAACCUAUUCCCAUCUACUUUUGAAACAUUUCCAAAAAAUGUAAAAGAUUUUUUUUAUUAUAUAGAUGCUUAUGAAAUAAAAAAAAAAAAAUUAAAAUAUAGUGCUCGCUGGAUUAACGAAUUAUCACGUAUUCUAACAAAAAUGAAUGUGGAACAUAUAAAAAAUGUAUAUAUAAAUAAUAUAUGUACAGAUAUUAUGUUAACUUCAACAAAUGUUAUUAUAAAAUGUUUAGGCCCAUACAGUUAUUAUAUCAACUCCUUAGUAACUACAUCUAUAUCUGAUUUGAGGUUGAAAAUAUUACAAAGCAAAAAAUAUAAAGUAAUAAAUUUAAGUUAUCAUGAAUGGAAUAAAUUAAAUGACUAUGAAGAAAAAAUUAAUUUCUUAUAUUCUUUUGGAAGACAUGCAGCCAAUAUUUUUUUCAUAAAUAAUAAAAACGAAUCUCUAAACCAACAGAUAAAUAAACAAUCUAUAUCCACAUCACAAUUAAAUAAUAAUGAAAAGGCUAUAGAAGAUAUGGAUAUAAAAAUGAAAAUGGAUUAUCCUCACAACAUGGAAAAUCAAAAUAUAAAAUCACAUUCAGAAUGUUCUAUUGAAUUUAAUGACAAUAUACAAAUGGAUGAAAAUAUUUCAUCUGAUGAAGAAGAUGAAAUAUUGAACUUUUUGGAAAGACAAAAAAAUACAAUGGAUAUAAAUGAAAAUGAUUACAAUGAUGAUAUAAAAAAAAUUAAAAAUUAUUUGUCAUCCCAAGGUGGCACAAAUGGACAUAAUGUUUGA
Messenger RNA from Plasmodium adleri (nom. inval.), 2901 nucleotides. Its product is annotated as RAP protein, putative. The transcript has a single exon. Bases 1 to 2901 code for a protein of 966 amino acids. Lineage: Eukaryota; Apicomplexa; Aconoidasida; Haemosporida; Plasmodiidae. The record is from RefSeq and is a predicted model, not a curated record.